Molecule: messenger RNA, 1388 nt
Organism: Gryllus bimaculatus (two-spotted cricket)
Lineage: Eukaryota; Metazoa; Arthropoda; Insecta; Orthoptera; Gryllidae
Source: the annotation of a GenBank genome assembly
GGGCGGAUAUGUAAAUGGGCCGUUGUAAACUCUUUCCAAAACACUGUGCAGAGGAGACCGAUGAAGACAGCACCGAAUUCUGAGCUCCCGUCCCCUCUCCCCCGCGUAUGCGCUGCCGCCACCACCGCCGCCAGCGCAGCAUCAGCCCGGAAGUUCCAAAUUAGAACAACUCGCGGUAUUUUUAGCCGUGUUUCCGGAAACCGUCCAGGGUUACAGACCCGCCGUCGCCGCCGCGGCCGCAUCUGUCCGUCCUCUUAAACCGCGCCCCACCGCUCCACGCCCCCGCAGACAACUUCCCGCUCCUCCACUUGAGGCGGCUCGGCGCCAGGGGCUGCCGCUGGGUGCAGAGAAAAACACAGGCGAGCGCCGCGAGGGCAGCCGGCAGCGGCGAGCGGGAGCAGGUGCAGCCACGAGCCAUGGAAAUCAAACCGGAAGCGGGUCAAGAUUCACUGCCGCUUCCGCAGCCCAACAUCUGACGCGCCACGGCGCCCACUUGCGGCGCCACCCGCCGCGUGCCGGCCCUCCGCUCUCGAGAUUCCACCGCUGCGGCCAUUGUUUCAUACUGCAUUUGUUUUUAGAGUUAAGGCGCGCGGGACAGCGAAGGCAACCCAUUUUCAGUGCCUUUUUCAGGAGGUAAUUUUAGGUCCAAAAAAUUCUUAUAUGAACAUGAAAUAUGAAUUUUUUCUAUUACAAAUACCACAUUAUACUAUAUCGCCAGUGGCUUGCCAACCUCUGGCAGAGACGAAAAACGUAUCCCAACUUUGCUUGUUGACUGGCUCACCACUGUCUAGUCUAAAGGGGCUUCAAUUUAAGCAAAUGGCUUGGUAAUGGAAAAUACGCAGAUUGAGUCUUGAAUUUAAUCAAAUUUCAAUGGUAAGAACUUGGCUAGACCAUUUCAGAUUGCUGAUCCACUCUUGUUGUGGGUUGUAUCAUUUAAUAUUCGACGUCUGUUAUAAUCUCAACAACUUGUUUAACAUAUUGAAAUAUCACCUACACUACGGUUUUCCGAGAAUAUCCCAAAUCCGGCGACGACCAACAUGCAAGGUUUCUCUCUACUCUAACUGCCCCCUCCCCCAGCGAAGCACUGCUCCAGUCUGGUUUCCCGACGUGUAGUAGUGUAGAGACUGUAAGUGUACGCGUGUAGAGGGGAAGGAAGGGACAACGAUGAGCAAGAUGGCGCGCGGUCUGAGGCCCGUCUUGUUGAGGAAUUAGCCUGGUAAUGAUGAAUAUAUUAAUUUUUUGGAGCUAAUACUCGAUGAGCUAAAAAUAAAAGUUGAAUAAUUAGUUUCAAUUAAUGUCUAAGUAUCACUAUAUGAACUUUGUCUUCAUUUUCUUAUAGCGAACACCUUUUGUUAAUAUCACUGCACUCCACUACAUAUAGAACAUAG